This is a messenger RNA of Nematolebias whitei (Rio pearlfish), 1155 nucleotides long. RefSeq lists its product as uncharacterized. The transcript has 3 exons. Bases 44 to 979 code for a protein of 311 amino acids. NCBI's taxonomy places the organism in Eukaryota, Metazoa, Chordata, Actinopteri, Cyprinodontiformes, Rivulidae. The record is from RefSeq and is a predicted model, not a curated record.
AGAACCAGGUGCUGCAGGCUUGUCCUUGAGCAGAGAUCCAGAAAUGACUUGUGGACUUGGUUUGGGGAUCUUGGUGGUGUUCUUGGUUCAAGCAGAGCAUGUAUGUUGUCUCUGGACUGAAGGAGCUCAGAGCUUCCAGAGCAGCAACACAUAUGUUGGCCUCCCACCACCAGAUGGCAGCCUGAUCACAUCUGGCAGCCAUCCCCAGAAUCAAGUCAGACAAGGCUUCAUUUCUCCACUCUCGUUCCAGAGCAGGAGCUUCAACACUGGUCCUGCAUUCCCCAGUGGUUUUGGGCCAGGACUCUCCACUUGGAGUUCCACACCAGUUUCCCAGCCAGCCCAGAGUUCAGUCAGACUGGUGAAGAGCAGAGCAUUCAAAGCAAACAGGCAAAGGCUGUUUUCACCCAGGGCUGAUGCUCCAAUAGGAGCAAGGCAGUCGUUGGGCCUUUCUUCUGUUGCUGGUGGUCCUCAGAACCAGAAGAACCCCUCAAUCGGCAGAAAUUGGUCUGCUCUGUGGGGAACGCAGCGUCCUAUCAAGUAUCCUGUUUUGGCUCCCAGGCAGAUGUUUUCCUCCAGACCUGUUCCUGCACCACGUCAACCUUCCAGGGUUGCUGCUAAAAUGCCUUUCAGCGAGGUGGGCUCCUCUUCUCGUCUGUUCGGCCCAGAUGCUCCUGGACAACGUGGACGCUCUGCACUGAUGCAGACAUACGCUCGUGGUCCUGCUAAAAGGGUGUUAUCAAAUCGUAGAUCUGAAGGACAGAAGGCCAGGAGGUUCUCUCCUCACACCCAGGCUUGGAAACCUGCCAUGGGGCAUCAAGGAGGAUCCAGACCCAAAAGCUGGCUGCAGACCUACAAAACCAGUCAGGAUCUGGCUGUCCCCAGGAGCCGCACCAUGGGAGCUCCUGGUCAGGGUUUUUCCUUGGCUACAGUUUACGAGAUCCCUGCAAACUUUGGUGGCUUUGCUAUCAGACGGCUGUAAUCUACUUAUUAGAACAAGGUGACCAACUGUCCAACAGCUUCAGAUCCCUUCAGCUGCUCCUCAGAGGCUGGUUGGACCAGGAUCAAGCUGCAGCAGACUACUGCAAAUUUCUAAUGUAACCAAUAAGUGUUAAAUCUAUUUUAAUGUCUUUAAAUAAAAUUUUUACUUUUAACUAA